Apis florea (little honeybee) is the source of this 2097-nucleotide messenger RNA. RefSeq names its product Rad, Gem/Kir family member 2. The record is from RefSeq and is a predicted model, not a curated record. Gene Ontology annotation, molecular function: GTP binding; calcium channel regulator activity; GTPase activity. Gene Ontology annotation, cellular component: plasma membrane. Lineage: Eukaryota; Metazoa; Arthropoda; Insecta; Hymenoptera; Apidae.
AGAGCGAAAAAUAAGUAGCGAGAAGGAAUCUAAGAACAUGGCAACGAACAGUCCAGGACAAUCGAUACAUCUGAAAUCGCCGCGUAGUCCUCGCCAGCUACCGCAAUUACCGCAAAUCCCGAUCGGUGGCCAGAGAAGCCCCACGCAACUGUCGGUGAGCAAGUCGCCCGGGACGCCCCUCGUCUUCGAGUUCCCCCCCGAGUAUUAUCCGGAGACGCCCAACACGAAUUUCGACUUCGAGCAGUUUGGACGGUCGAAGGAGGGCGAGGCAAGGGGGCCGCCAAGGAGCCCGAGCUACUACUCGCAUCAAGGGUGCAGGAGUCCCAAGAGCCCCAACCCCCACUCGCCCGGCAGAAAGUCGCCGAUAUUUCAAUUCGUGGAGAGCCGAAGGAAUCUCGGGAAGACGAUGAGCUAUCCACCGAGAAGCCCCGCAUCCGGCUCGCCCGCGAUCCCGCCAAGAUCGCCCAGCUCCGCGAGUUUCGUCCCGGGGAAGAGCGUGGUCGGGAAACCUUUCGAGCAUCGUAAGAACUCUUGUUUCUCUGGUUUAAAUGGAUCGAAGAGGGAUGGUAUGCAGGCGGCGAUCGGAUUGUCUAGCCCGAAGCACGAGCGUGAAAAAACGAGCGUGGAACAGCGGGAGGGGAAUAACGCGAGUUACAAGAACGGAUCGAGGCCAGGUUCGGUGGAGGGAGGAGGAUCGUCGAGGGAGAGAGGCGAUAGUCCGAAGAGGGGGAAGAGGAGCAGUCAUUUUAAUCGCAGUCAAGGGUGUUUGAACGAGGCUGAGAAUAGUCAGGGCGAGAGCCAAGAGGACGUUUACGGGAAGAAUGGAAGAAAUAUCUCGAGGAGGUCGACUAGCGACUUGACCGAUAUGGGGGACGCCGACACGGAAGUCACUCUGCUGUCCAGCCCUAGAAGAAGAGGAUCCAUGAAGGGUGGCCUCGCCUAUCUCGCGUCCAGGCGUGGCUCCCGCGAUAGCCAGUGCUCCAAUUUGUCGAACAUCAGCAACGAGAGCGUGGGCCCGUUGAAUUUCACAGCGCACCCCCGUGCCAGGCAACGGAGAACCUCUAACUUCUUGGAAUUGCCCGUGCCGGAUCACAUCAGGCCACGAGUACACAGCCUGCCAGAGAAAGCGUACAAUCCGAGAGCAGGGGAGGAUCUGUACAGACUGCGGGCAUUCAGUAUCACCCAUAAAGGCGUCGUUAAUCGUGGAGAUUCGAUUAUCUCGAGGCGCAGCAGGAGCAAUACUUCGGUCAACAGUAGCAGGAAUAGCAAUGUCUCGGGUGAAAGAUCGCCGUUCGAAGGUUCCUGUUGCAGCGGGCAGGGCGUCGGCGCGGAUAGCACGGAGAGCGAAGAGAUGGAGGAGGUUUCUAAAUAUCGGGUGGUGCUGCUCGGUGAUUCCGGUGUCGGGAAAACAGCCCUCGUCUCGCAAUUCAUGACCAGCGAGUACAUAAACACGUACGACGCCAGUUUGGAUGACGAGUUCGGCGAGAAGACGGUGUCAAUUUUGUUGGACGGCGAGGAGUCGGAAAUGGUGUUUAUCGAUCAUCCGCACGUGGAGAUGAGCGUCGAGAAUUCUUUGUCCACCUACGAGCCGCACGCCUGCAUCGUUGUGUAUUCUACCGUGUCUCGCACGAGUUUCCAGGUCGCCGAGGAGAUUUUAAACUAUCUGUGGAGGGAGCAUUACACGCAAGAACGAUCCGUGAUCGUGGUCGGCAACAAAUCGGACCUUGCGAGAAGUCGGACGAUCACGGCCAACGAGGGUAAGCAGUUGGCGGCGUCGAGGGAGUGCAAAUUCAUCGAGACGUCCAGCGGUAUCCAGCACAAUGUGGACGAGCUUCUGGUAGGCGUGCUCAAGCAGAUCCGGCUACGGGAGAAUCGUGACAAGAAGCUGAAACGGCAGGGUAGCAAGAGGAGGAUUCUGUCGAAGCUGCACGGCAGUAAGACGGCGCUCAGCCUAAAUCUCGCGAGGGAGAUAUUGAACAAGAUGUGCUUGAACGACAGCAAGAGCAAAAGCUGCGAGAAUCUGCACGUAUUGUAAGGGAUGUGCCGAUUAAUCGAUCCACGUUUCAAUUCGUUUCCCAAUUCGUUUCAUGGAUCGCG